Papilio polytes (common Mormon) is the source of this 988-nucleotide messenger RNA. RefSeq names its product transmembrane protein 11-B, mitochondrial (gene Pmi). Gene Ontology annotation, biological process: inner mitochondrial membrane organization. The coding region runs from base 74 to 598 and encodes 174 amino acids. The transcript has 3 exons. The record is from RefSeq and is a predicted model, not a curated record. Gene Ontology annotation, cellular component: mitochondrial inner membrane. Lineage: Eukaryota; Metazoa; Arthropoda; Insecta; Lepidoptera; Papilionidae.
AGGUGAUUUCAGAAUUGUGAUUGUUUAUGCCAAUUAUCAACGACAAAAGACAUUUAUUUUGUCUAUAGUUAACAUGGCGGGUGAUGAAAGUGACAGCGAUCUGAAACCGUCCAGUGUAGCUAUAAUUAGAGAAGUAUAUGACAGUGAAAAUGCACAUAUUAAAUUUGAAAUGGAAUUGGAAAGAGCAUUGGAGGCAGGAGUCAGUGUUAUUGUUAUCGAACCAGAGCCACUCGGAGAAGAGACAGCGAGAUGGAUAUAUGUAGGAAAUCUUCUUCACAAAGUUUCUGUAUACAGUGGACUGUGUAGCAUUACCUCAGGUGUUGUUUGGAGUUCACUGGUGUGCACGCCAUUUGGAGUGGUUUCAGUUUUAUGUGCUGGUUGUUACACAUUGUCGUGGCAAUGGGAUCCCUGUUGUAAAUACCAAGAAGAAAAAGAUCGCCGGCAUUUGGCAACAUUGCCCAUGCUGAGUGAUCUUACAUCUGCAUCGCCAGUUGUUCUUGUACGCACAGAUAAUAAAAGAAAAAUAUUAUUACAUAGCACUAUAUCUGUUAGUGCAGUUGCCAUCUGCCUGUGGCGCAUAUACAACAUGUUUAAAUAAAAUGUGUUAGUUAUAAUUUGAAUGCUUAAUAUAAGAAUCGGUGUUAUGCUUUAGCAAAAUGAAAUUUAAUUCUAUAAUUGAAUUCUUAUGAUUAAAACAUUUUAAUCACUAAAGUAGAUUAAAAUAUUAGUUGUAGUAAGUUUCUUCUCAGCCUUAUGUAGAUUGAUAGAAUUGUUAAAAAUUAAAUAUGUUGUAAAAAAGGGUUACAAUUAUUGUAUUAUGUUAUUUAAUAUAGAAUUAGAUAAUUCCUGUACAAAGUAAUAUUUUUUUAAUUCUUAAGGUUGCUUUAGGGAAAUGAGUUGUAACUGCAUUUUGUUGAAAUUACAUGAUCCAUGUUAGCAGUGGUAACAUGUUGAUUACAUGUCACACUGUUAAUAUGUUUUAAAGUAA